Hypanus sabinus (Atlantic stingray) is the source of this 3204-nucleotide messenger RNA. RefSeq names its product cerebellin-1-like. Bases 789 to 1406 code for a protein of 205 amino acids. The record is from RefSeq and is a predicted model, not a curated record. Gene Ontology annotation, molecular function: protein binding. The transcript has 5 exons. Lineage: Eukaryota; Metazoa; Chordata; Chondrichthyes; Myliobatiformes; Dasyatidae.
UGCUGAGCCUGUCCCAAUGAUGACUGACUCAUCGACCUCUGCUUUCCUCCUCGUGUGGCCGAUAAUCAGCCCCUUGGUCCUGCUGACACUGAGUGAGAGGUUGUUGUCGCACUGCUCGGCCAGAUUUUCAACCUCCCUCCUGCGUUCUGAUCUGUCACCGCCAUUGAUUCGGACUCGCUCUGUCUCUGGGAGUGUGUGAUAGGACGGUGCAUAACCUCUCCCCACCCCUCCCCCUGGACUGGGAUUUUAUACGCCUUCUACAUUGCUGACUCAUCAGCUGACUCUCGGAGAAUUUAAUGAAGAGGAUUGAAGAAGCUGCUGAGUAUUGAAGGGUAUUGAAUAAUUCAGCCGGUUCUGUGCUAUGAGAUGCUGCCUGGCCUGCUGAGUUCCCCCGGCAUUUCGUGCGUGUUGCAUUGGAUUACCAGCACCUGCAGAAUUUCUUGUGUUUACGUUCAGUUUUGUGCCUGACUGUGUGAGGGAGAGGCAGCUGCGACAGGACCCUCACUGGCCUCAGCUCGGACACCGCCAGACAGAUCCAAGCUCCCAGGACACGGCACAGCAAGGAGGAGAUCCAGGCUGCCACGUCCGCUGGGGGCAGAGAGAGAGAGCGAGGGAAAGGACGCGGGCACCCGGGAGACCCUGCCUGGUCCCAAGUGGCAACACCCCUUGGAACAGGAGGCCAACCAUCCAGUCUCUGACCUGCUUUCGGGGCCCUACCCCUCACCCUGACGACCUUGACCCUAGAAAGCCGGUCAAGGCCACAAUCGGGCCCCCAUCACCCGGCAGUGAUGCCGGGAGCCAAGCACCCCGGGGAGACCCUCGCCUCCUUCCUCCUCCUCGUCUCCCUCGCCCCCCGCCUGGCUCACUCCCAGAAUGAGACGGAGCCCCUGGCCCUGGAGGGGAAGUGCUUGGUGGUGUGCGACUCCGAUCCGCAGGCCGGCCCGGGGAAGGGGGUGGGGGGAGAGGGGGCAUCCCUGGGGAUGUCGGUGCGCACCACCGGUGUCAAGGCCGCCUUCUCCGCCCUGCGGGGAACCAACCAUGAGCCAGCGUCGCCCUCCAAUGGGUCUGCCUCGGUCCGAUUUGAUCAGGUCUUGGUGAACAUCGGCCGGCACUUCAACCGGGAGCUCAGCGUGUUCGUGGCUCCGCAGAGGGGCGUCUACAGCUUCACCUUCCACGUGGUCAAAGUGUACAACCGUCAGACCAUCCAGGUGAGCCUGAGUGUGAAUGGCCGGCCGAUCAUCUCCGCCUUUGCCGGCGACCAGGAGGUGACCCGUGAGGCGGCGACUAACGGCGGGCUGGUUCACAUGGAGAAGGGUGACCGGGCCUCGCUCCAGCUGGAGCAGGGGAGCCUCGUGGGUGGCUGGAAGUACUCCACCUUCUCUGGUUUCCUGGUCUUCCCGCUGUAACUUCCCAUCGUCUGACCUGCUGGGGGUUGAGAAUGGGGAGCUCCCUUUUCCCAGAUCCAUCAUCCCCACCGGACGUAGCCGACCUGCCCAAAUGUUAACUUAGGAGGGGUGGACGGGGUGUAUUUAAGGGUGGGGGGUGGGGAGGAUGAGCAUCCCUCAAAGCUCGGCUAACCCAUCCCAUUGCCAAGUGACAGGUGAGGGAGGGGGAGUUGAGGUGGUUCAAACCUUCAAGAUGUAGGUUCUUCCCAUUUUCCAAAAACGUCUCCCUCAGGAUGUGGGCAGCCGAGGACGGGAUUCCUGACCCCCUCCCCCCCGCCUCAUAUGGCCAACCUUCCCACAAUUCCAAAGGAAAGAUCGUUCUCAGGAUGAAGCCAACCUUCCCACAAUUCCAAGGGUUAUCUGUGGGGAUGGGAUGAGUUAGGAAGAGAUGGGUAUGUGGAGGGCGGUAGGGGAGGAGGCUUUGAGGGCUUUUUCCCAUCAUGCCAAAGGUGUGUCAGAGAUGGGGAUGAGAUCCUCAAGAUGUGGCCAACCUUCCCAUAAUUCCAUAUGCAUCCUAGGGGAGAGACGCCCUCAGCAAACGAUCAACCCUCCAAUAAUUCACCGGGUGACAUGGGGAAAUGAUUCUCUCCUCCGCAGGAUGACUAACCAUCUUAUCAAUGCCAAGGGUGUUACCCUCAGCAUGUGGCCAACCUUCCCAUAAUUCUCCAGGGACAGGUUGCCCUCAAGAUUUGGCCAACCUUCCCUUCAAGGAGUUGUCCUCAGGAUGUGGACAAAACCUUCUCAUAAUUCCAGGGGUAGAGUUCUCCUCAGGAUGACUGCGACCUUCUAUAAUUCCCAAUGGUCUCUCAGCGGGGCAGGUUUGCCCCAUCGUCCCUAAGGGUAACCUCAGGCCAGGGCCCCUUCACUGGUUCCUGACCAAAAUCUAACACUCCCUGUAGCCCUGGCCCCCUCGCUGCAUCUGCUGUACUGAACUCUCACUGCCCUCAUCCCCCGUACCUCCCAGCAACCAACUGUGCCCCGCCACUUCCCCACUUCCUGACGCCCAUGGGAGAGAUAUCUCAUGCUUUCCACCCAAGAGGCUGUGGCCCGAUAAGAGAACGGGAAUGUGAGCCGACUUCAUGGGCGUACCCUCCCUCCGGCUCUCCACCAAUGAAAAGCGGAAUGGAAAGUCUACUGUUCAUCCUCACCUCGGUCCCAUCCAGUGACCUCUGCUCCCAAACUUCCCUCAACCGCUCAGUGACCAACUGAUUGAAGCCUGGGGAGGGCCCAGAGAGUCGAGGACUGGCAGGGAAGAUCCUGGCCACCUGGAAAGAGCAACACAGUUUGGGACAUUGAACAUUCCCACCCCUUUAACAGGGUUACCUAACAUAGAUACUACCUUUUUAACAGGGUUGCCUAAAGAGGGGUUUCUCCCUUUAACAGGGGUCCCUGGUGGAAAGAGACUCCCCCUUUAGUAGAGGACCCUGAUGGAGAGAAACUCCCCUUUUAACAGGGGUUCCUGACAAAAAGAGUGACUUCCUCUUAGAAUUUACAGAGGGAACUCCUGGGCAGUUGGUUGUAGUUAGUCCAGUUAUCACUGGUAGACUUAAUAAUAUCCUCGGGACCGGAGGGAGCUUUGAAUGUCUUCCUUACUUCAGUGGGGUCCGGUAACGAUGGCACAAAACUGGUGCGGCUUCGGAAACAGUUUCGGACUCAGCGCUGGGGGCAUCGUCACUGCCAUGUAUCAUGCCUUCACCUCUGUAUCGACACCCUCCUCCUCGUUCAGAUUUAUUAAAUUACCCUGUUAAGGAUGUCUAAA